UUUGGGGACGAGAAAUUAGCCAAAAAAACCCUUCUUUUUUUUUUUUAUUCUCGGAGGGGGUUUUGGUUGAAUUCUUUGCGAUCUUGGAAGUGGAUUUUUUGCUCAACAAUGGCGAUGAAGGCUUCUGCUAAUGGGUUGAACUUGGCGCCCACACCUUCUUGUUGUUUGGAAGCUCAAUCGAGGCGGGUUUCGGUCACUGGGCGAUCCCUUGGGACCUCUUUUCUCAAUGGCGGUGUUGGGGGUCUUAAAACAAAAGGGAUAAAGCUAUCUACCUCUAAUAGAUUGAGAUGUGGUGGGCGUGGUGGAGCUCUUGGUACUCAAAUGAAUUUAUUUGAUCGAUUUGCUAGGGUUAUUAAAUCGUAUGCAAAUGCACUUGUGAGUUCACUGGAAGAUCCAGAGAAAAUCUUGGAACAAGCUGUACAGGAAAUGAAUGAUGACUUGACUAAGAUGCGUCAAGCCACAGCACAGGUUUUAGCAUCUCAAAAGCGAAUGGAGAACAAGUAUAAAGCUGCCCAACAAGCUUCUGAGGACUGGUAUCGUAGGGCUCAACUUGCUCUAGGAAAAGGAGAUGAGGAUCUUGCUCGUGAGGCACUCAAAAGGCGAAAAUCUUAUGCUGAUAAUGCAGCCUCUUUGAAAUCUCAGUUGGAUCAACAGAAAGGUGUGGUUGAGAAUCUCGUGUCCAAUACUCGGCUUUUGGAGAGCAAGAUACAAGAGGCCAGGUCAAAGAAAGAUACUCUGAAAGCUCGUGCUCAGUCAGCAAAAACUGCAACAAAAGUGAACGAGAUGUUGGGAAAUGUCAAUACAAGCAGUGCCCUUUCAGCAUUUGAAAAGAUGGAGGAAAAAGUUAUGGCUAUGGAAUCUCAAGCAGAGGCUCUCAAUCAGUUAACAACUGAUGAUCUAGAAGGAAAGUUUGCAUUGCUUGAGACAUCAUCAGUGGAUGAUGAUCUUGCAAAACUGAGAAAGGAGAUUUCAGGGAGCUCUCUGAAAGGCGAGCUCCCGGCCAGCAGCGCAGCGGCAAGCAGUUCAAAUGCCUCAUUUUCUUUCCGAGAUAUGGAGAUUGAGAAGGAACUCAAUGAACUCCGGAGCAAGGCUAAAGAAUAUUAGGCUGCCAAUCUUAUCCCUCAAAGUACUUCAACUUAAGUACUUAUCCUUAAAAAAAAAAAAAUGAAGAUCUACCUAAACUCAAUGUUUCUCUUGAUGCAGUGAUUUAUUGUGAAGGGAAACACAUGGCAGCGUAUCAAGUCUUUGUUUGUGUAUAUACUUUAUAGUGUAUGUGCUUCUGUCAACCUACAAUAUAAGAUUUUGUGGUUUUCGAUUUUUCUAUACUUAAUUUCAUGUAAAAUACAAUAUCUGGACACAUAAAAAUGUGAAAUGUGGGUGUGCUUGAGUGGUUAGUGGAUUAUUCA
Messenger RNA from Dioscorea cayenensis subsp. rotundata (Guinea yam), 1406 nucleotides. RefSeq names its product probable membrane-associated 30 kDa protein, chloroplastic. The record is from RefSeq and is a predicted model, not a curated record. NCBI's taxonomy places the organism in Eukaryota, Viridiplantae, Streptophyta, Magnoliopsida, Dioscoreales, Dioscoreaceae. The transcript is spliced from 11 exons. Bases 109 to 1104 code for a protein of 331 amino acids.